CCUGCCCGAUGACGACAAGACCCCGAUGUCGGAGAGAUUGGAUGACACGGAGCCGUACUUCAUUGGGAUUUUUUGCUUUGAAGCUGGAAUUAAGAUCAUUGCUCUUGGGUUUGCCUUCCACAAAGGCUCCUACCUGAGGAACGGCUGGAACGUGAUGGAUUUUGUGGUGGUGCUAACAGGCAUCUUGGCGACAGUUGGGACGGAGUUUGACCUGCGGACGCUGAGAGCGGUACGGGUGCUGCGGCCACUCAAGCUGGUGUCAGGAAUUCCAAGUUUACAAGUCGUCCUGAAGUCAAUCAUGAAGGCGAUGAUCCCUCUGCUGCAGAUCGGCCUCCUCCUAUUUUUUGCAAUCCUUAUUUUUGCAAUCAUAGGGUUAGAAUUUUAUAUGGGAAAAUUUCAUACCACCUGCUUUGAAGAGGGGACAGAUGAUAUCCAGGGUGAGUCCCCGGCUCCAUGCGGGACAGAGGAACCCGCCCGCACCUGUCCCAAUGGGACCAAAUGCCAGCCGUACUGGGAAGGGCCCAACAACGGGAUCACUCAGUUCGACAACAUCCUGUUCGCCGUGCUGACUGUCUUUCAGUGCAUCACCAUGGAAGGCUGGACCGAUCUCCUCUACAAUAGCAACGACGCCUCAGGGAACACUUGGAACUGGCUGUACUUCAUCCCCCUCAUCAUCAUUGGCUCCUUUUUUAUGCUGAACCUCGUGCUGGGUGUGCUAUCAGGAGAGUUUGCCAAAGAAAGAGAACGCGUAGAAAACCGACGGGCUUUUCUGAAGCUGAGACGGCAACAGCAGAUAGAACGCGAGCUCAAUGGGUACAUGGAAUGGAUCUCAAAAGCAGAAGAGGUGAUCCUCGCCGAGGACGAGACUGAUGUGGAGCAGAGGCAUCCCUUUGAUGCUCUGCGGAGAGCCACUAUAAAGAAGAGCAAGACGGAUUUGCUGAACCCAGAAGAGGCUGAGGACCAGCUGGCUGACAUCGCCUCUGUGGGGUCUCCCUUUGCCCGAGCCAGCAUUAAAAGUGCCAAGCUGGAGAACUCAACUUUUUUUCACAAAAAGGAGAGGAGGAUGCGUUUCUACAUCCGUCGCAUGGUCAAAACUCAGGCCUUCUACUGGACUGUGCUCAGUCUGGUAGCCCUCAACACGCUGUGCGUUGCUAUUGUCCACUACAACCAGCCCGACUGGCUAUCUGACUUCCUCUACUAUGCAGAAUUCAUUUUCUUAGGACUCUUUAUGUCCGAAAUGUUUAUAAAAAUGUACGGGCUUGGGACGCGGCCUUACUUCCACUCUUCCUUCAACUGCUUUGACUGUGGGGUCAUCAUCGGGAGCAUCUUCGAAGUCAUCUGGGCUGUCAUAAAGCCUGGCACAUCCUUUGGGAUCAGUGUGUUACGAGCUCUCAGGUUACUGCGUAUUUUCAAAGUCACAAAGUACUGGGCAUCUCUCAGAAACCUGGUCGUCUCUCUCCUCAACUCCAUGAAAUCCAUCAUCAGCCUGCUGUUCCUUCUCUUCCUCUUCAUUGUCGUCUUUGCCCUUCUGGGAAUGCAACUCUUCGGCGGCCAGUUUAAUUUCGAUGAAGGGACUCCUCCUACCAACUUUGAUACCUUCCCUGCAGCAAUAAUGACAGUGUUUCAGAUCCUGACAGGCGAGGACUGGAAUGAGGUCAUGUACGACGGGAUCAAGUCCCAGGGCGGCGUGCAGGGCGGCAUGGUGUUCUCCAUCUACUUCAUUGUGCUCACGCUCUUUGGGAACUACACCCUGCUGAAUGUGUUCCUCGCCAUCGCUGUGGACAAUCUGGCCAAUGCCCAGGAGCUCACCAAGGAUGAACAAGAAGAGGAGGAGGCGGCCAACCAAAAACUUGCUCUACAGAAAGCCAAGGAGGUGGCGGAAGUGAGUCCCCUGUCUGCGGCCAACAUGUCCAUAGCUGUGAAGGAGCAGCAUAAGAACCAGAAGCCGGCCAAGUCGGUAUGGGAGCAGCGCACGAGCGAGAUGCGCAAGCAGAACCUGCUGGCGAGCCGCGAGGCGCUGUACGGCUGCGAGCUGGACGCCGACGAGCGCUGGAAGGCCGCGUACGCACGCCACCUGCGGCCGGACAUGAAGACGCACCUGGACCGGCCGCUGGUGGUGGACCCGCAGGAGAACCGCAACAACAACACCAACAAGAGCCGCGCGCCCGCCGAGCCCGCCCGCAGCAGGGACAGCCGCGCGGGGUCGCCACGCGCCGGGGACGGGGAGCCGCGCAGGCCGCGCGCACACCGCAGGCCUGGAGACGACGAGGAGCGCAGGCGCCACCGGGAGAGCGACGGACCCGAGGGCGCAGAGCGGAGGCGGCGGCACCGGCACACGGGGGCCCCGGGCGCCUACGAGGGCGACGCGCGCAGGGAGGACAAGGAGCGCAGACACCGGCGCAGGAAAGAGAACCAGGGCUCUGGGAUGCCCGUGUCCGGCCCCAACCUGUCAACCACGCGGCCCAUCCAGCAGGACCUGGGCCGCCAGGACCCGCCGCUGGCCGAGGACAUCGACAACAUGAGGAACAACAAGCUGGCCACCGGGGAGUCGGCGGGCCCCCACAACAGCCUGGGCCCCCCAGGGCUGCCCCAGAGCCCAGCCAAGAUGGGGACCAGCAUGGACCCCGGCCACAUGCCCAACGCGCCCGCCAUGGCCACCAACCCCCAGAACUCUGCCAGCCGCCGGAUGCCCAACAACCCGGGGAACCCGGCUAACCCUGGGCCCCCCAAGGCCCCCGAAAACAGCCUUAUCGUCACCAACCCCAGCAGCACCCAGAGCGACUCAGCCAAGACUGCCAGGAAGCCUGACCACACCACGGUGGACAUGGCCCCCGCCUGCCCGCCGCCCCUCGAUCACACGGUCGUGCAAGUGAAUAAAAACGCCAACCCAGACCCACUGCCAAAAAAGGAGGAGGAGAAGAAGGAGGAGGAGGAUGAUGCUGCUGGGGAAGACGGCCCCAAGCCCAUGCCACCCUACAGCUCCAUGUUCAUCCUGUCUACCACCAACCCCCUGCGCCGCCUGUGCCAUUACAUUCUCAACCUGCGCUACUUCGAGAUGUGCAUCCUCAUGGUCAUCGCCAUGAGUAGCAUCGCGCUGGCAGCCGAGGACCCCGUGCAGCCCAACGCCCCGCGCAACAACGUGCUGCGGUACUUUGAUUAUGUUUUUACGGGCGUCUUUACCUUUGAGAUGGUCAUCAAGAUGAUCGACCUGGGACUCGUCCUGCACCAGGGCGCCUACUUUCGCGACCUCUGGAACAUCCUUGACUUCAUAGUGGUCAGUGGGGCCCUGGUGGCCUUUGCCUUCACUGGCAACAGCAAAGGAAAGGACAUCAACACAAUCAAAUCUCUCCGUGUCCUCCGGGUGCUACGACCUCUCAAAACCAUCAAGCGGCUGCCAAAGCUUAAGGCUGUGUUUGACUGCGUGGUGAAUUCCCUCAAGAACGUCUUCAACAUCCUCAUCGUCUACAUGCUCUUCAUGUUCAUCUUCGCCGUGGUGGCCGUGCAGCUCUUCAAGGGCAAGUUCUUCCACUGUACGGACGAGUCCAAGGAGUUUGAGAAGGACUGUCGCGGGAAGUACCUCCUGUAUGAGAAGAACGAGGUGAAGGCGCGGGACCGGGAGUGGAAGAAGUACGAGUUCCACUAUGACAACGUGCUCUGGGCCCUGCUGACGCUGUUCACAGUGUCCACAGGAGAGGGAUGGCCGCAGGUCCUCAAGCACUCCGUGGACGCCACCUUUGAGAACCAGGGCCCCAGCCCCGGCUACCGCAUGGAAAUGUCCAUCUUCUACGUUGUCUACUUUGUGGUCUUCCCCUUUUUCUUUGUUAACAUCUUCGUGGCCUUGAUCAUCAUCACCUUCCAGGAGCAGGGGGACAAGAUGAUGGAGGAGUACAGCCUGGAGAAGAAUGAGAGAGCCUGCAUCGACUUUGCCAUCAGUGCCAAGCCACUGACCCGGCACAUGCCGCAGAACAAGCAGAGCUUCCAGUACCGCAUGUGGCAGUUCGUGGUGUCCCCGCCGUUCGAGUACACCAUCAUGGCCAUGAUCGCCCUCAACACCAUCGUGCUGAUGAUGAAGUUCUAUGGAGCCUCGGUUGCUUAUGAAAACGCUCUCAGAGUAUUUAACAUCGUCUUCACCUCCCUUUUCUCUCUGGAAUGUGUGCUCAAAGUUAUGGCCUUUGGGAUUCUGAAUUAUUUCCGUGAUGCCUGGAACAUCUUCGACUUUGUGACUGUUCUGGGCAGCAUCACAGACAUCCUCGUGACGGAGUUUGGGAAUAACUUCAUCAACCUGAGCUUCCUCCGCCUCUUCCGGGCUGCUCGGCUCAUCAAGCUCCUCCGUCAGGGUUACACCAUCCGCAUUCUCCUCUGGACCUUCGUGCAGUCCUUCAAGGCCUUGCCCUAUGUCUGUCUGCUCAUUGCCAUGCUUUUCUUCAUCUACGCCAUCAUCGGCAUGCAGGUGUUUGGCAACAUUGGCAUAGAUGUGGAGGACGAAGACAGUGAUGAGGACGAGUUCCAAAUCACUGAGCACAACAACUUCCGGACCUUCUUCCAGGCCCUCAUGCUGCUCUUCCGGAGCGCCACUGGGGAGGCCUGGCACAAUAUCAUGCUGUCCUGCCUGAGCGGGAAACCGUGCGAUAAGAACUCCGGGAUCUUGACCGCAGACUGUGGCAAUGAAUUCGCAUACUUUUACUUCGUCUCCUUCAUCUUCCUCUGUUCGUUUCUGAUGCUGAACCUCUUUGUCGCUGUCAUCAUGGACAACUUCGAGUACCUCACCCGAGACUCCUCCAUCCUGGGCCCCCACCAUCUGGAUGAAUACGUGCGUGUCUGGGCCGAGUAUGAUCCUGCAGCUUGGGGCCGCAUGCCAUACCCGGACAUGUAUCAGAUGCUGAGACACAUGUCCCCUCCCCUGGGGCUGGGGAAGAAGUGUCCGGCCAGAGUGGCAUACAAGAGGCUCCUGCGGAUGGACCUCCCCGUGGCGGAUGACAACACUGUCCAUUUCAAUUCCACCCUCAUGGCACUGAUCCGCACAGCUCUGGACAUCAAGAUCGCCAAGGGCGGAGCCGACAAACAGCAGAUGGACGCCGAGCUGAGGAAGGAGAUGAUGGCGAUUUGGCCCAACCUGUCACAGAAGACGCUGGACCUCCUGGUCACCCCGCACAAGUCCACGGACCUGACGGUGGGCAAGAUCUACGCGGCCAUGAUGAUCAUGGAGUACUACCGGCAGAGCAAAGCCAAGAAGCUGCAGGCCAUGCGCGAGGAGCAGAACCGGACACCACUCAUGUUCCAGCGCAUGGAGCCCCCAUCCCCGACGCAGGAGGGGGGACCUGGCCAGAACGCCCUCCCCUCCACCCAGCUGGACCCUGGCAGAAGCCUGACGGCUCAUGACAGCGGCAUGAAGGAGAGCCCAUCCUGGGUGACCCAGCGGGCACAGGAGAUGUUCCAGAAAACUGGCACUUGGAGCCCAGAGCGUGGGCCCCCCUCCGACCUGCCCAACAGCCAGCCCAACCCACAGUCAGUGGAGAUGCGUGAGAUGGGCACCGAGGGCUACUCGGACAGUGAGCACUGCCUCCCCAUGGAGGGUCAGGCCCGGGCCGCCUCCAUGCCCCGGCUCCCCGCCGAGAACCAGACUAUCUCGGACACUAGCCCCAUGAAGCGCUCAGCUUCUGUGCUGGGCCCCAAAGCGCGACGCCUGGAAGACUAUUCGCUGGAGCGGGUCCCGCCUGAGGACAACCAGAGGCACCACCAGCGCCGCCGCGACCGUGGCCACCGGGCCUCAGAGCGCUCCCUGGGCCGAUACACAGAUGUAGAUACAGGCUUGGGGACAGACCUGAGCAUGACCACCCAGUCUGGGGAACUGCCAUCGAAAGAGCGGGACCAGGACAGGGGCCGGCCCAAGGACAGGAAGCACCGGCAGCAUCACCACCAUCACCACCACCAUCACCCACCCCCCGACAAGGAGCGCUAUGGCCCAGAGCGGGAACGGCCAGAGCACAGCCGCGCCCGUGCCCGAGACCAGCACUGGUCUCGCUCGCCAAGCGAGGGCCGGGAGCACAUGGCCCACCGGCAGGGCAGUAGUUCUGUAAGUGGAAGCCCAGCCCCCUCAACGUCCGGUACCAGCACUCCGCGGCGGGGACGCCGCCAGCUCCCCCAGACCCCCCCCACCCCCCGGCCACACGUGUCCUACUCCCCCGUGAUCCGUAAGGCCGGAGUCUCGGGGCCCCCACAGCCACCGCCGCAGGUCGUGGCCAGGCCGGGCCGGGUGGCCACCAGCGGCCCACGGAGGUACCCAGGCCCCGCGGCCGAGCCCCUGGCCAGGGAGCGGCCCCCCGCUGGCAGCCACGGCAGCAGCCGAUCGCCCGGCAUGGAGCGGCGAGCCCCUGGGCCAGCCCGGAGUGAGUCCCCCAGAACCUGUCGCCACGGAGGGGCCCGGUGGCCCGCAUCCGGCCCGCACAUGCCCGAGGGUCCCCGGCACCACAGCUACUACCGGGGCUCUGACUAUGGCGAGGCCGACGGCCCCGGCCUCGGUGAGGAGCCCGUGGCCGGACCCUACGACGUGCCACCCCCAACAAGACACCCGUCCUCGGGCGCCGCCGGGCGAUCGCCCAGGACUCCCCGGGCCGCGGGCCCGGCCUGCACCUCGCCUUCCCGGCACGGCCGGAGACUCCCCAAUGGCUACUACCCGGCCCAUGGACUGGCCCGGCCCGGAGGGCCCGGCUCCCGUAAAGGCCUGCACGAGCCCUACAGCGAAAGCGACGACGAUUGGUGCUAAGUCCGGGCGAGGUGACGCCGCCCCCGCCCGGCCCCCCACGCACCCCACGCACACGCCCCACCAGGAGACCAUCCCCUCCCAGCACCCCGGUGCAGGACAGAACCCGCCAGCUACGGAGACCCAAGACUCUGGAGGGGCCGGGGGCCCAGCGCACCCCCAGGCCAGAAUAGACCCUCCUGGGCAAUGGAUGCCCUCCCAGCCUCAACCUCCCCCUGUGAUGGGGGCCUGGGGUGGGCAACUGACAGACCGACCGACCACACAGCCAAGGGAUUUGAAUUAACUCAGCUCUUUUUGGAUAACUUUGGG
Molecule: messenger RNA, 7069 nt
Organism: Octodon degus (degu)
Lineage: Eukaryota; Metazoa; Chordata; Mammalia; Rodentia; Octodontidae
Gene: Cacna1a
Product: calcium voltage-gated channel subunit alpha1 A
Exons: 46
Coding region: 26-6763 (2245 amino acids)
Biological process (GO): chemical synaptic transmission; calcium ion import across plasma membrane
Cellular component (GO): voltage-gated calcium channel complex; neuronal cell body; membrane
Molecular function (GO): high voltage-gated calcium channel activity
Source: RefSeq, a predicted model, not a curated record